Molecule: messenger RNA, 3858 nt
Organism: Naegleria fowleri
Lineage: Eukaryota; Heterolobosea; Eutetramitea; Acrasida; Naegleriidae
Exons: 4
Coding region: 1-3858 (1285 amino acids)
Biological process (GO): protein folding
Molecular function (GO): ATP hydrolysis activity; ATP-dependent protein folding chaperone; ATP binding
Source: RefSeq, a predicted model, not a curated record
AUGAAGAAGUUUCAAACAAGCAGUUCAGUCUUGGCAGCAACCCUGCUAUUGCUUUUGAUUAGUACCUUGAGCUUUCAAUUGUUUUUGAUGGAAGGCUCGUCUUCUUAUAUUCACGCUGAGGAAACUACUACGACUUCAGCAAACGCACCUGGUACUGGUACCUCGACCAUUACCGAUGAGUUGGAACAAAUUUUGAAUUCGCAAGCAAGUGCUAGAGAGGAACAUCAAUUCCAAGCUGAGAUUAAUCAAUUACUAGGUAUUAUUAUCAACUCACUCUACUCGAACAAGGAUAUUUUCUUGAGAGAAUUAAUUUCCAACGCCUCGGACGCUCUCAACAAGAUUCGAUUCUUGAGCUUGACCGAUCGAAAGGCUCUCGAAUCCAAUCCAAAUCUUGAAAUUCGUAUUUGGGCCGAUCCAAAUGCUAACAUUCUCAAGAUUCGCGACACAGGUAUCGGAAUGACCAAGCAAGAUUUAAUGCAGAACCUUGGUACGAUCGCCAAGUCCGGCACCAAAGCCUUCAUUGAAAAGCUUCAAAAAGAAGCAGCUGCGACCUCUCCCGAUAAUUCUCUGAUUGGACAAUUUGGUGUUGGUUUCUACAGUGUCUUUUUGGUUGCCUCAAAGGUUGCUGUCACUACCAAACACAAUGAUGACAAGCAAUAUAUUUGGACCAGUACUGCCGACAACACUUUCACCAUUGUGGAGGAUCCAAGAGGUGACACUUUGGGACGUGGUACUGAGUUGACCAUCUAUUUGAAGGAUGACGCAAAGGAUUACGCCAACGUGUCCAAAUUGAAGGAUCAUAUUAAGAAGUAUAGCAGCUUUAUUCACUUCCCAAUUUAUUUGCAUGAAGUGAGAACUGAAGUUGAGGAAGUGCCAGUCGAAGAAGAAACUGCCUCUGCUCAAACGACCACAGAGAGUGAGACCAAACCUGAAGAUGAAACCAAACCAGAAGAAGUUAAAGUUGAGGAAGAAUCAAAGACUCCAGAAAAGAAGACCAAGAAGGUCGAGAAGACUGUCGAGGAAUGGAAGAUUAUGAAUGAACAAAAACCAUUGUGGUUGAGAUCACCAUCAAACAUCACCGACGAGGAAUAUAUUCAGUUCUAUAAGGCCAUGACUGGUCUCACUGAAGAUCCAUUGUUCUGGGAAUUAUUCAGUGCUGAAGGUCAAGUCGAAUUCAAGUCACUUCUCUAUUUCCCAUCGAAGGCUCCAUUCAACAUGUUUGACUUUACUCAAAAAGCCAAUAACAUCAAGUUGUAUGUGAAGAGAGUUUUCAUUACCGAUCAAGCAGUUGAAGAAUUGUUACCACGUUAUUUGAACUUUAUUCGAGGUUUGGUGGACAGUGAAGAUUUACCCCUCAAUGUCUCCCGUGAAACUCUUCAACACAGCAAAUUGUUGGCCAUGAUUAGAAAGAAGUUGUUAGCAAAGGCCAUUCAAAUUAUGAAUGAAUUGUCUGAGAAGGAUAAAACUGAAAGAAAGGAACGAAAAGAAAAGAAACAACAAGAGGAGGAGCAAAAGAAGGAAGACAAGAAGGAAGACAAGAAUCUCACCAAAUAUGAAAAGUUCUGGAAGGAAUUUGGAAAGAAUAUUAAAUUGGGAGUUAUUGAGGACGACAGAAAUCGUAACAAGCUUGUCUCCAUGUUGCGUUUCACUACUUCCAAGUCAACCGAUGAAGCCAUUAGUUUGGAAGAAUACGUUGAAAGAAAGAAGGAAAAACAAGAACAAAUUUACUUUGUCACUGGUCAAGAUAUGAAGGAUGUUGAAAGUUCUCCACUCUUGGAAGAAUUCAAAAAGAGAGAUUUGGAAGUUAUUUACAUGAUUGAUCCACUCGAUGAAUACAUGGUUCAACAACUCCACGAAUUCAAGAGCAUGAAAUUGCAAAAUAUUGCCAAGGAAGAUGUCAAAUUCCCAGAUGAAGAUGAAGAGCAAAAGAAGAAGGAAACAGAGGAGUUGACAAAGGAAUAUGACAGCCUCAUUUCUGUCAUGAACCUAUUAUUGAAAGAUAAGGUUUCAAAGGUCACCAUUAGUCGAAGAACUUCCAAUGCUCCAGCUGUUUUAGUUGCCUCUUCAUUUGGUGUCUCUGCGAACAUGGCUCGUAUCAUGAAGGCUCAAGCUUUGGGACAAGAACAAUCACACAUGGAUUGGAUGAUGAAAUUGAGAACUAUUGAAAUCAAUGCUAAUCACCCAAUGAUUCAAAACAUGAAUAAUCUUUUGAAGAACAAUGUCAAUGACAAUACCCUCACUGAAGCCAUCACUCUUUUGUAUGACACUGCUUCCUUAAUUUCUGGUUAUGACUUGGAAGAUAAGAAGGCCUUCACAGAUCGUCUUGUCAAUGUUGUGACCUCUGGCUUGUCCUAUAAGAAUGCUCAAGCUGAACAGAAGACCUCACCACCAGAAGUGAAAGCCACUGAGUUGCUGCUUCUUGUUCAACGUCGUCGAACCACAUUCCCCACAUUCUCACCACUUCUGCAACUCCUUCUUCAUGGAGCCAAGCAUUUGCUGAUCCCUUCUUCUCCAACACCAUUCAAGGCUAUUCCACCAAUCACGCUGCAUGGCUCUCUCAACUCACCUUCUCUUUCCGCAUUGAAACUUUCAUUGGAUCCAAAUAGUCUUCUCUUUGCUGUAGCGACCUCCAAUGAUUCCACCACCACCACCACAACAACCAAAACGGCAACAACAACAACCAAUCAAGAAGGUCAAUUAUUAAUGAUUGUGGAUCACCAUCAACAUGAAAACAAUACUACUCGUUCCGAUGCAUCCUAUUUAGCUUCUUUGGCAGCUGAAACUGGUUUAUGGAAAAUUCUCUUAAAAUUGCCAGUGACUACUGAUCGACCAAUGAGUGCCAUGAAUAAUGUUCUCACGGCAUUGUACGACUCGAAGAAGAAUAAUUAUUUUGUGUUGCGAAUGUGUCAAUCGGACUCUGUGUGCUUGGUGAAAAUUUCAUUACAAAAUUUAGAAACGAAUGUGUUCAAGUUUGACAGUUCGGUGAAAAUGGUGAGAGGUCUCGUCUUGUCCACUUCUUUCAAUACUAUUCUUGUGAGAAAUGUUAUUCUUGUACCCAAUGAAGAAGGAAAUGGAAUCGAUUAUGCCUACGCUUCUCUCUACUACACGGUCUAUAGAAUCAACAUGCAAAGUGGUGCCAUUGCUUCGAGCAUUUCCUUUUAUGGAUUAAAUACCAUGUACAUGCAUGUGGGACAUAUGGAAAUUCCAGGCUAUGUCACUGUCUUGAUUGUCACUGACAAGUUUGAGUACAUUCUCUCAUCUGGUGAUUUAUUGAAAAAUGUAGUUGGAAAACAUUUUCCUCUUUCCAUGAAUUGGUGUUCAUUACCCAUUGGAAAAUUAGACGUAGCCAUUGCGGAUCGAUAUUUCUUUAAGUCAAGUGUCCUGUGUUCCAAUUAUUCAUCGAGUACUAAUUCUGGAGGAGUUUAUUUCAUUUCGUAUUCGAUUGGAGCAGCUCGAGUUGGACAAAUUCCAAAACUUGGAGAACCCUAUGUCCAUUACCAAGUGAAAAAAGAUUUAAUUUUCACACAAGAGAAAAAACUUAACCAGUCACUCAAGAAUGGAAUUUUACACAACCUCAGAGAGAAUGAAAUUUUACAUACAACAACAAGAAGGGAAUUUUCUUCAACACCAUCAAGAAUGGUUUAUUUUGGACCAUUGGUGUCAGUUUCGAAUGAUCAUUCUGUUAUUGCUCUCUCUAAUCAACAUUCCUAUGAAUAUGUAGAUUAUAUGAAUAAGGUUAUUGAAAAGAAAAUUCCAAAACAAUAUUCAGCAACCUCACUCCCUCAAUUUGGUUUCUAUUCAUUAGGAAAUGGAAAAUUUUAUGCAUGUACUGAAGAUUUGGAUUGCCAAUCAUUCUAG